AUGUUUAAUCUCAGAAAGGCCUUCCUCUUCCCCUCAUCGGGAGCUGCUGAUGAGAAUCCGACUCUUUGCGCAGAAAAGCCACGGGUGUACCAGGGCGUCCGGGUGAAGACCACGGUCAAAGAGCUGCUGCAGAAGCACAGAGCAAAGGAGGCCAGCAGAAAACCCCAACCGGUUUACUUCGAGCAAAAGGAACUUUGUCUCUCCGUGCCCCAAAGCCGUCACGAGGACCCUCCUCCUGCCUCCCCUCCGGCGGAUAUGAGCUCUCGAGUCCCGCAGCUGCGCGCGCCCUCCCUCCCUGUCACUAAGAGCUCGUGCAGCCUGCACAUGCAUGCGAGCGCGUUCAGCGACCCCCAGCAGCACCAUUUCGGGGACUUGAUGUUGCCCAGCAACGACUACAGUUUCAGUUCCAGAGGAGCCAUGGACUACAACUCCCUGCCUGCUCAGCCCACAUCUUCCCCGCUGCCCUGGAGUCACGCAAUCUCCUCAGACGUGGAUUAUUACGGCCAAGGGAUGGCAGCCUGCUCCUCGUCAGAGUCCCUGACAUUCUACACCCCCCUGGAUCCCAACAGCUACUCCCCGCAGGACUCAUUUUCUUCUUCCUCCUCGUCUUGCUAUGAUUCACCCACCAGGAUGGAGACCACCUUCCACGGCUUCCUCUCAAAACGCUACCCGUAUCAGUUCUGCAGCCCCCAUCAGGACAAUAUGGCUGGCUGCUGGCCAGCCCAGCCGGAGAGCACCCCCCUCGAUGAGUACACCCCCUACUACCCCCCCACAGAUUACCCCUACAUCCAGCCUGUGGAGGAGAGCUACUUCAGGAAGGAUUUCCCUCAGGGCUCUGAAAUGUGUUACAAUAUUCUAUGAUGAGGAGUUCCAGCAGUAUUACAUUGAAUCCUGUCUGUAUAUUGUUGUAUACACUACUUUUUGGGGAUUUUGUCUGCAAAAAGACAAAAUCUUACCAAGUAAUUUUGUUCUAGUUUCUAUUGAAAAUACCCCAGUACCCUUGCAAUAAGACAAAACCAACUGAAAAUGAAUUUUUCAGCAAAAAUAUGAUUGUUUCAAGUCAAUAAUUUCUUAAUGUUGAUGAAAAAGUACCAGUUCCAUUGGAAGAUUACUUCACUUAUAGCAUGACAUUUUUCCAUAAGUGAAAUAAUCUACCAGUGAAACUAGCAUUUUUCACUAAUAUUAAGAAUUUAUUCACUUAAAGCAACGUACAGAAACCUGAGACAAACUGCUUCACCUCCUCCUAUUUCUUGCUGAAAAAUUCAUUUUAAAUUGGUUUUGUCUUAUUGCAAGGAUAGUAGGAUAUUUUCAAUAGAAACUAGAACAAAAUUACUUGGUAAGAUUCUGUGUUCUUGCUCUGUAAAUGUGACUCCCCUGGUCUACUCAGCUGGACUGUUUGUUUUGAUGGUCUGCUUUGCAUUUCAGUUUGUUCUCUGACCGCCGGACGCUGCGCUGGAGUGGCUGAUGAUUGUUUAAUGGAUACACAGACAGAUAUUUUUCUAUAAUUGUUUUUUACAACCUUGAUUUAUCUUUGUACACAUGAUUGUUAUUAUUCACAAUAAAAAAGGUUAGAAGAAUAAAA
Poeciliopsis prolifica (blackstripe livebearer) is the source of this 1582-nucleotide messenger RNA. RefSeq names its product lnc RNA pou2af1 (gene pou2af3). The record is from RefSeq and is a predicted model, not a curated record. The transcript has 5 exons. Bases 1 to 861 code for a protein of 286 amino acids. Gene Ontology annotation, molecular function: DNA binding; POU domain binding. Lineage: Eukaryota; Metazoa; Chordata; Actinopteri; Cyprinodontiformes; Poeciliidae.